AUGCGCUUCGCAACCAUCGCCACCCCCCUCCUCGCCGCCGGCCUCACCGCCACCACCUCCGCCUCGCCCCUCCCCAACACCAACACCCCCCGCGCCGGCGCCCCCGCCUACAAGCCCAUCACGCCCCCCUGCCGCGUCACCGACCCCCUCCCGGCCACCAACGCGACGUCCGAUCCGACGACGGCGGGCCUGCGCCCCUCGGCCUCCCUCACCGCCUCCCACCAGCUCUACUCGUGGGACCGCCCCGCGUCCGACGCCGCGUACCUCAACGCGUCGACGCUGUGGACCGACUGCAUCGAGCAGUGCAACGGCCUCUCCGGCUGCGUCUCGGCCUUCCUCGCCUACGACGUGCCCGCCGAGCCGCGCUACGGCGCCCCCGGCGGCGCCCUCGGCAUCGCCUGCCGCAUGUUCGACGUCGCCGUCGCCGCCGCGGACUUCGCCCCCGUCGCGAACGGCUCGUACGUGCGGCCGGUGGCGGGCGUGAUCGGGGGCGAGGGGUGUGGGAAGGGGGAGUGA
Diplodia corticola is the source of this 516-nucleotide messenger RNA. RefSeq lists its product as uncharacterized. The coding region runs from base 1 to 516 and encodes 171 amino acids. The record is from RefSeq and is a predicted model, not a curated record. Lineage: Eukaryota; Fungi; Ascomycota; Dothideomycetes; Botryosphaeriales; Botryosphaeriaceae. The transcript has a single exon.